GGUAAAUAUUAAGACUUGCCACACAAUGCAGUCUGUGUUUAGGCGUGGUUUAUUUCGACCGUGUUAUCAUUGAGCAAAAAGUCUGCAUUCUAAACAACGUUAUCAACGUUGGGAGCAAUUCAGUGGUUUCACAUUGAACUAACAUGCGCAUAGUAUAAAUAAUACUCAGUGGAAUUUUUAAACAUGGCGAAGUUCAUAAAAUCAUUAUUUAACACAAGCGAUACAAAAAAGAGCGAUUUGUAUGAUGGGACACCUUCAGAGGAUAGUACUCCUCAGGACAUAAGGAGAACAUACUCUAUAUCGAGAUCUGGAAGGAUGAAGCAGUAUAAUAAGAAAAGGCACACAUUGUCUAUGGAGCUUUAUGGAGAGAACUACCAGCAAGCUGAUAAGUCGAGAUCUGUAGAGUACCAUGUCAAUAAUUCAACUAUAUUCGAGGUGAAAACGCAUAAAAGGAACAAAAGUUCGGACAGCAAGACCUCACAAGACUCUAACAGGUCUGCAUUAAGUCAUAGACAGAGGACCUUGGAACGCAGCAACGAAGAAAACAAAAGUAAGAGUAGCACAGACGUAUUUGCUCAAGAAAUUGAUGUUGCCUUUGAUGUUAUAGAUAAAUCAUAGCAUUGUAAAGUGUAAGAAAUUUGAUAUGUUUCUCAGUUAAAUGUUAAAAGCGUGGGUACAUUAAUGAUCCUGUGAAAUAUGUUUGGUAGGGUUAAUUUUAAUUGACAAACAUAAAGUGUGACAGUGGGAACAGCGAUACUCAGUGGCGGAUAUUUAUUUGAACAGCUUAACAGUGAAGAACGGAAGGGGGGUGGGUUAUUCAGUCCGUUUAGUAAUAUUUGUUAGUGUACGACGGAAUUAGUUUCACUGAAAAAAUUAAAAUUAAAUAUUAUAUUUCCAUUACGUUUCUUACAAGGAAAUAUGUGGCAAUCUAUAAAAGUAUACCAGCAAGCAAUUUAAAACGCUAUUUGACUGUUCAAUGUAACCUAACAAGUCACCGUGUGUUGAUGUGUAGCAAACAAUGUGUCAAUCGAGUGGCGUUGUCAGAGUGCGUCGUCGGACUCGACCGAUGUGUGACCAGGAUAAGACGUUCAACGGUUUAGUCUCGUCCUAUCUCAUGUAUGCAGCAAUAGAUUUGCGGUCAUUAGAUUCGUUUACUACUUGCAGAGAUCGUAAAUAUAUUUAAACAAUCUUUUUAAAUACUAUUAAAGUUUCUAAUUACUAUGUAUAAUGAAAAGUGUAUAAUCACAAUCAAUAUACAUAUAGAUAAAUUAGUAGUUCCUUAAGUCUAAUGACAUAUAUAUCACUUGUUUACCAGUGUCGAUAUACAAAAUCCCAAUAUCGUAGUUCUAGACUAGACAAUUACUUGAAAUAAUUUUACAUUUCAAUUCGUUCCGUGUUAUUACUGUUAGCAUUUUUAUUUAGAGAAAAAAGGACGUUAGCGGUCAUUUUUCUAUACCUACAGUGAACUAUUAUGUGUACGUAUGACAACAAAAGAGACGUUGCCUUUGAUGUCUUACAGCAGUAAAUAUGCCGGUCUAUUCUGGUCUCUAAUUUUUAUCCAAUAUAAUUAGAUUGUUCUAUUUUGAUCUUUGAAUUUUAAUGCCUUUUGUAUUAUGCACUAGAUGAUUCCAUAUUUCGUGACCAAUGAAUGACUGACUGAGAAAAGAACCGUACAAAAAUGUAUAAGAUUGAAAUCGAAAUUGAGAUUAAGACUCUAGAGCAGUUUUACUAGUAGGAAAAUAGAAUGGUUCAUAGCGUUAAAAUAGUUAUAAAUAGGUACAUUGGUUUUGUCUAGACUAGUUUGAAUAGUAGACAAUUGUUAACAUAAGCAGAUGCCUACUGAAGUAGACACCUAUCUAAAAAUGUUGAAUCGAUCAGAUAUAUCAAAUCAUGAUUAUAAUAUCUAUCACGUUAUUAUUCAUGAUGAUAAUGUUGAAUUGGAUUUGUGAAUAUUAAUUUGUGGCUGAAUAUUAACCUUGUCAAGUGGUGAAAGUAACAACAAAAAAAAACUCCGAAAACUAUAAAGAGUUUACAAAUCUCUUUCUUUCUAUAAAUUAAUUUAUCUAUUGUUUAUUAUAUUUCAGACCAUAUCAAUAAUAAUAAUAAUACAUAGAACCAUAUUAGUACAGUAAGGUCCUAUGGA
Molecule: messenger RNA, 2143 nt
Organism: Achroia grisella
Lineage: Eukaryota; Metazoa; Arthropoda; Insecta; Lepidoptera; Pyralidae
Exons: 3
Coding region: 184-618 (144 amino acids)
Source: RefSeq, a predicted model, not a curated record